AUGCAGCAGGCUUAUGAGGAGAGCGAUGAAAGUGUUACAGGGGUUGUGAAGUGUGGUUUGCUGCCUGAAAUUAAGAUGCAUGAUCUCAAUAAAGUCCUCAAACUUUUAUCAGGCUACUUAGUAAAGGAUGAUUCUGGUACAUAUUAUUUCAGCCAUAGUUCUGUAAGAGAUUGGUUGCAAGACGAAGAGUCAGAUUUCUUUUGCGAUGUACUCAACGGGCACUCCAUUAUGGCAAACUAUAACUUGAAAACUCUUAAAGUUAAGUAUCCUUCACCCGGCGAUUUUUUUGAAAAUGUAUGUUUUCGUCCGAAACUGCCAUAUCCUACUGCUCUUCUAGACCUCAAAUUCUUUUCUUUGCGUUAUCUCUUUCAUUCCAGUGAGAGCGGGAGUUCAAACGUGAAUGUUCUGAUAUCUGAAUUAGGUAUUAAAGCAAUCGACCUUCUUCAUGCCGCAUUUCACCAUAGUGGUGACGUUUGGGAUCGUUUCAUUUGUUCCGAGUAUAUGGCAAUGAAAGUUCUCGAUGAAACUGAUGUCUUGAAUAAAAUGACCAUACAGGAAAAAGCUGAACAUCUUGAGUGGGCUCUUUCGUUGGGUUAUGCAAGAAUUACUGCCAAGUUGUUUGAUAGCCGCACAUACUGGAAUUUUAGUUUAACGGUCAUCAUUUACUUGAACUGUGACAUCAAACUACUGCAGCUCGUCCCAAAGGAAUCAAUGCCACAGUUAUUCUUUUCGUUCCUCGUGGAUUUUUUCUUUCACGAUAAGAUAUUUGAAUUUUGUGUAAAAAAUGGAUUAACGGCGGAUGUAUGUGUUCCUCAAUUCUUUGAGAACACCAAGGGCUUUGACUCGUCCAUCUGCUGGAACGAAGAUGUCCAAGAGUAUUUUAGAAAAUUGAAGUCAGGCGAAGAGAAUGUUAUCACUUUGGAGUCCCUUAAAGAGAAGCCAUUUUAUCCAGAAGAAGCUAAAGUGUCGGAAUUUACAUUGGAGAUCAUUCAGAAACCUCUUUCAGGUAUUGAUUACAAAUAUUCUUGUAAAUCUGCAGGUGUGCAUGGUGAAAAAAAAUUAUUCUUUAUUAUAUAAUACCUUAUUGAAUUCUGAUCGUUUAAUUGGCUGUUUAUGGUCACGUGAUAUUGAAUAGAAAAUUCCAUUUCCCCAGAGUGCAAUGGAAUACGUUCCAUUGCACUCUCUGCGAGUGCAAUGGAAUAAAACGUAUAGUACAAUUGCACUCUUUGUGUUUUCGAUAAAUCGCAUCCCUCAAAAUGCUUCUCAUACGAAUCAAUUAGUCUAUUUUGGUAUUAUAUAUAUUAUAUAUUAUAUGGAACAUUCCAUCUUUCACCUCAUGAAAAUAUUCUUACCAUUGCACUCAUAUUCAUUAUUUGUAUAAUAUAAAGUUGAUUAAACAUAUUCUUAAAAAUAGCUUUGGAAAAAACCUAGUUUGUUAUAUAUGAAAACAAUACAGCUCAUCGUAUAGCCAGGGCCGCCGAGAACUUGGCGGGGGCCCGGGCCAAAAAAAUUUUUAGGGGCCCCUAUUGCAAAAACAUUUUCCCACAAAAAAUGUUUCGGACAAUAAUUUCUUUUUAGGUGCGUUAUAAUUGCUUUCGUUGGACUUUUCCGCAAUUUUCCAUACCAAAUUUCGGUUCAUUGCCCCCUAAACACAAACAUUUUGGCCCGAAAACAGAAAUAUUUCGCCCGAAAAAAUUACUGCGGCCCAUUAAAUUUCUAACAUUAAAUUUCUAGGGGCCCCCAGAGCCUCGGGGCCCGGGGCAAUUUGCCCCCCCUGCCUCCCCCCCUCUCGGCGGCCCUGCGUAUAGCUGUGUUCUGUGACCAAAAAAGUUGCUGCUUAGAAAACGAAGUUUGUCGCCUCCCUUCGGGCACUACUUUAAAAUUACAUAAAUUUAUAGAUUCUGAUAUGCCUGGCACGAAUUUAUUCAUGCAAACCUGCAGUUUCUUUGUAUUUUACGACCAAACAUCAUCAUUUUCUAUUAAAAUUAGCAAUAUUUUUUUUUUUAAACUACAUGUUAUACACAGUUAUUGUACCAGUUCGAAGGCGGGGGAGAGGGGUGGGGGGUAUCACGCGGUUCAUCUCAAUAUGAAAUUGCAAAGAUUCUUUAAUCAAGAAUUUUACAGAUUCUAAACUUGUGUUGCUCAAUUUUUUAUCAACAACGAACAAGGAGCGCACGAUAUUCGAUAGAUCUUCAGGACCCAGAUGUAUUUUAUUUAACACAAACUGACCAUUGGCAGCAGUUCUUUCAAAAACUAGCUCAUGCAUGAAAUCUUAACUUUUUCCUGUGGGGCAUUAAGUGCUAUGAGCAUUAAGUGCUAUCAUACGUUUAAAUUUGUUGGCGCUAAAUCUUUCUAUACACUUUUUUUAGAUCUAACCGGGAGCAGCUGCGAAAAAUGGAAGUAAUAGGCCCUUUGGCUUUGAUUCCGGUAUAAUGCUCUAACGAGCUGUGCUACAGAGACCAAUUGCUAAGCCUUAACCACAGAUUCAUGUAUAUAUAUAAUCGAACCUGCCAGAGAGCAUAAAGUUGCAUUUUUUGCAACUGCUCCUGGUUGUUAGGUCUAAAAAAGUGUAUAGAAAUUUAGGUUCGAAAAUUCAAUCUAAAAAACCAUUCACUAUUAGUUGUAUCGAACGAGAUUCCCAAAAUGUCGAUAUAAGAAUCUUUAUCAAUCUACUCUUUGCAAUUUCAUAUAUAAUUCAACAAUAAACCCAAAAGCUCAUGCAAUAUAUCUCACGCCACCGCUCUGCGAGAUAAGUCCACAUAACAGCGACUUCUAAUUUUUGGACGAACGAUGUUAAAUUUGCUUUGUAAAUGGUUAGCUUAUUCUGAAAAAUUGCUUUUCACAUUGUUUUAAUUGUCUGCUUUGGUUAACGAGAAUUAGAUGCCACCCAAAAAUGGCGGAUAUUCGUCAUCGUGAGAAAGGCUAAUUAUUGACGAUUUACUGCAUAUAACCGCGUGAUAAGAGACUUGAAUUGGUGCAAUAAUGUUAAUACAAAAUAUUGAUCUUUCAUCGUAAAGUACAAAGAAACUUCAGGUUUUUACGAGUGACAACAAGUUAAUUCAUACCAGCAUAUAAAAAUCUAUAGAUUCAUGUAGAUUUAAAGUUGCGCCCGAAGGGGUGGGAGGGGGGAGACAGAAUUGAAACCAAAUCACAGAAUACGGCUUAUUACGCACAUCUCUGUAAUGGAUGGUUCAAUUCUUCCUGUUACCAUCCCCCAAAUGUACACCGACGGAAUUUUGUUGAGCACGUGGUCCAGGAGGUGUCCCGUGGGGGUAGGGAUUAGGAAUACACAUGUUCACAGGCGAGGGGCUUUGGGACUCGUAGAAAAAUGCAAAACAUGAGCCCACUUGCACUGCAAUUGUUUUUUCUUCCAUAUUUAAACAUUGCUGUAGAUCAGAGAUUGCGUUGGAAACUGGAAGAAAAAAUGUACUAACACUGUACUAACAUGGCCUUUAAUAGCCCUAGUGAACACGCUCUAUCGCUUAGUGAAUGCCUUUCAAAUGUCGACAUUCGUGAAAUUUUUAUAACGUGUUCGUGUCCAAUAUUGGCCAUGGGAGGGGAAUUGGCUUUUCUUUAUUUGCCCAGGGGUGGGGAAUUGACAGUUUAGGAAUAAAGAAUACAUAAAUCCCGGGGGGGGGGGACAGGAAGAAUCGAGCCAUGCAUGAUCCAGAUAAUUCUCUGCUGCGUACGCCUUUCUAAACGGGCACCUCUUUAAUAUCAACGCUUUGUAAUAAUGCGGACACCUUUCCAAUGUACCGCCGUCCACAUUAAUCCGUUUUCGUUUGAAAACGUAUACUUUUGCACGCGUUUUCGCCGAUCUUCCACACUGAUACGAUGGAAAACGGAUGCCUUCAUCAAUGAAAACGGAGCUUUUCGAAAACGGCUUUGAAAGUUACGUGGAGACAACGCGGGCGUAUAUAUUGGAUUAGUGUGGACGGGCGAAAACGAAGGUUUUCAAAAACGCGGGCGGCAUGAACACAAUCAUGUGUAGUGCAUGAGUGUGUUGUUUUUCCGAAUUUCAGAUGAAUUGCUUAAGCCUUGCACUGGAUAUAAUGAUUAAUCUGCAUGCAUAACUUGCAAAGACAACAUAAUGCUGUACACUAUGUCCUAGCUUAUCAGUUAAUUUUUUUCUGAGAUUGUAAAGCCACUAUAGAAGGUCUAUUACCGGCGACGUUUUUAGGUCCAACCUCGAUGAAUUUGUCUCUUUCUCCGUAAAAAUGUUCCUGGCCUUCUUGUAAGAUUUUUGCAUGAAUAACCGUAAAAUGAAUAAAGAUCGAAAAUAAUAAAAAAUUAUCGUUUUUUAAGUGCUAGUGUGGAAAAAACGAUCCGAAAACGCUACCGUGGACGCAGAUAUUUGUAUGCUUUUUCGAAAUAUAAAAAACGAAAGAAUUCGAAAACGGAUUAGUCUGAUAGUGUGGACGUAGCCUACCUUCCCAAUACGGAUACCUUUCUAAUAUGAACACUUGUCUAAUAGAGACACCUUGCUCAUACAGACACCUCUUUGAUAGUGUUAAUGUGUAUUCUUUGCGAGGUACAGUAUAUUAUAUACUUUUAGUAUACUGCAGAUAGGCGUAUACAUGUAUAUAUAAUUAUGCUUUAUUCUUAUUCAGAAAUUGAACGCCUUCUGAGAGAUGGGAUGAUUUAUGUGGAGUUCACGUAUGCCUGGCACUCGCAUUUAAAGCUACGAAUGCUAGAAAAGUGUUUAAAACAUGGAGCAAACCCAAGCAACAAAGGAGGUCCGGGGGUAACUGCCCUAAUGCUAACGUGUAAGAACCUAAAUCGUGUUUGGAGGGAUUCUGCACCUGCGCUGGAACAGAUGGUGUCGUUACUCUUGGAUCACGGAGCUGAAGUGAAUCAACAGGAUUUUUAUGGACGUACUGCGCUUCAUUAUGCAUAUGAAUCCAGAUGUGACACUGAAGAAAGCCUUGCUCUAAAACAACGUGCUAUUGAAUUCCUUAUUCAGCACAAUGCAGACAUUUAUCUAAAAGAUUCGUCUGGGCUUUCCGCCUUUGACAUGGCUAAGCGUGAGGGACACGAAUCAUGGUUAAGAACCGAUGAAGCAUCAUUGACAGGAACAUGCUUAAAGCGGAAAAGAAAGAGAUCGUGCUCCGAAGAAAACUAAAGCCAGCUUCAAUCUGGACAAGUCCCUUUCUAUACCAUCCAUGCUGUACCGUACACUUAUCGUCGUAAUGAAGACAGUUGUGGUAUGUAAAUAGCAAACAUAUAAGUAAUUUUACUAGUGAUGCACCGAUAUCGGUGUAUCGGUAUCGGCUUAUCGG
Paramuricea clavata is the source of this 5279-nucleotide messenger RNA. The record is from the annotation of a GenBank genome assembly. Lineage: Eukaryota; Metazoa; Cnidaria; Anthozoa; Malacalcyonacea; Plexauridae.